Molecule: messenger RNA, 2140 nt
Organism: Aedes aegypti (yellow fever mosquito)
Lineage: Eukaryota; Metazoa; Arthropoda; Insecta; Diptera; Culicidae
Product: amidophosphoribosyltransferase
Exons: 5
Coding region: 199-1926 (575 amino acids)
Biological process (GO): purine nucleobase biosynthetic process; purine nucleotide biosynthetic process
Molecular function (GO): amidophosphoribosyltransferase activity
Source: RefSeq, a predicted model, not a curated record
UUCUUGGUAGUGUGCGAGCCCACUUAAACUAGUUUUUGCAAAACCUCUAGCCCAAAGCCAUGUGCUAAUCAAACCAGCACCCUAUUUAUAGCCAUUUAGGCCGUGAUUAAAGCCUGGAAGAAGCUCAAAUCGAUUGUUUUCGACGAGUGAUACUUGUGCAGUGUAAAUUGUGAUACGAUAUCGUGAAAUUUUGAUCCAAUGGACCCGCCGUCAUCAGUGGCUGCGUUGACGUCGUCAUCGCGAUCGCCUGCAGACGAUCAACAACUUGUAGACAACACUGAUGAACAGCGAUCGAUCGACCACGCUACCGUGGAUGAAAUGCUCAAUAUCAACGCGUUCACGGUACCACGUGUUCCCAGUGCCUGUAAUGAUGGCGCAGUGGAAAAGUACAAACUAACCGGUAAAAGACUUGGCCGUGGAGUCGCUGAGUCUGGCUUGACGCAUGAAUGCGGUGUAUUCGGAGCGAUUGCAACGGGUGAAUGGCCCACACAGAUCGACAUUUCGCAGGUUAUCUGCCUGGGGUUGGUAGCCCUGCAGCAUCGAGGGCAAGAAUCGGCUGGUAUCGUUACCAGUGAAGGCAAAUGUGCUAAGAACUUCAACGUCCACAAGGGAAUGGGUAUGAUCAACAAUAUCUUCACUGACGAUUCAAUGAAGAAAUUAAAGGGUAAUCUGGGUAUCGGUCAUACGAGGUACUCGACCUCAGCGGCUUCAGAAGAAGUCAACUGCCAACCAUUCGUAGUCCACACGGCUCAUGGAGUGUUGGCGGUAGCACACAACGGCGAACUGCUAAACUGUGAAAGCUUGCGAAAGGAUGUUCUAUCCCGAGGUGUUGGCCUAUCGACUCACAGCGAUUCCGAGCUGAUCACGCAAGCUCUCUGUCUGAAUCCGCCGGACGGAGAAGACGACGGCCCUGAUUGGCCCGCACGCAUCAAGCACCUCAUGCAGUUGGCUCCUCUCUCAUAUUCCCUGGUUAUCAUGUUAAAAGACAAAAUCUACGGAGUGCGAGAUCCCUACGGAAAUCGACCUUUGUGCAUCGGAAAGAUCGUCCCCCUGAGCAUUGGUUCUUACAGACAAGAAAAAGUAGACAAACUGGCCGCCGAGGGAUGGGUCAUCUCCAGCGAGAGCUGCGGAUUCCUAUCCAUCGGAGCACGCUACGUUAGGGAAGUUCAACCGGGUGAAAUCGUAGAGCUGACCCGCGAAGGAAUCAAAACGAUCGACAUCGUCGAGUGUCCGGAGAACCGACGCCACGCCUUCUGCAUCUUCGAGUACGUCUACUUCGCUCGGUCGGAUUCCAUCUUCGAGGGUCAGAUGGUUUACUCGGUGCGGUUGCAGUGCGGCAGGCAGCUAGCUCGCGAAGCGUACGUAGACGCGGACAUCGUGAGCUCGGUCCCGGAAUCGGGAACGGCUGCUGCGCACGGUUACGCCAGAGAGACUGGCCUUCACUUUGCUGAAGUGCUCUGCAAGAAUCGCUACGUCGGACGUACCUUCAUCCAGCCUUCGACUCGGCUCCGGCAGCUCGGUGUGGCGAAGAAGUUCGGUGCUCUUUCGGAGAAUGUUUCCGGUAAACGGCUGGUCCUCAUCGAUGACUCCAUCGUUCGUGGCAACACCAUUGGACCAAUCAUCAAGCUACUUCGUGACGCGGGGGCACAGGAGGUGCACAUCCGUAUCGCCAGCCCACCGUUGCUGUAUCCGUGCUACAUGGGUAUCAACAUUCCGACGCGAGAGGAACUGAUCGGCAACAAGCUGAACCCGGAGGAACUGGCCAAGUAUGUCGGUGCGGACAGUUUGGCCUACCUCAGUGUGGAAGGACUGCAGAAGGCUGUUCAGCUGAACAUGCGGAAGAACAACCCGGAAAAGGUGGGCCACUGUACGGCCUGCCUGACCGGAGACUACCCUGGUGGACUGCCCGAAGACUUGGAUUGGUGAAGCGGGAGAAGGAUUUUUCUUUCCAAUUUACUUUUUUUAUGUUAUUUAAAGUUUCGUCAUGAAAAUUAUGUCAUGACAUAUUUGAUUCGCUAUCGGUCAUGGGAUAGAGACGUAUUGCCUACAUUUAGGAACAUAAAGUGAAAAAGUCCGAUCUGAGAUCUAUAAUGACUAUUUUAUAGAAAGACUAUAUGAAUAAAGGCUAGAAUUUACUAAA